Messenger RNA from Coniosporium apollinis CBS 100218, 960 nucleotides. RefSeq lists its product as uncharacterized. Lineage: Eukaryota; Fungi; Ascomycota; Dothideomycetes. Gene Ontology annotation, cellular component: peroxisomal membrane; peroxisome. The transcript has 3 exons. Gene Ontology annotation, biological process: protein import into peroxisome membrane. The record is from RefSeq and is a predicted model, not a curated record. The coding region runs from base 1 to 960 and encodes 319 amino acids.
AUGGCAGACAAGAAGCCAGAACCGAAGCCGCCGCAGGCCGUGGAAGAUAUACCGGACCCUGAUGAAGACGACCUGGAUGAUCUGGAUGAUGUCCUAGACGAGUUUGCGGCCACCAAUAUCGAAGACCCAGCUCCCUCCACCGCACCCGCACCCUCAGGACCAGGACGACCCUCCGCAGCUGCGCCGCCGACAGCACCCUCCGCGGUCGACGAGGAUGACUUCGCGCGACAGCUGCAGGCCGGAAUGGCAGACUUGCUCGGCGAGCUCGAGUCCUCACCCGAGAUGCAGAAGCAGUUUGAGGAAUUAGUCAAGGGGCUUGGAGAAGCAGCAGUGGCAGGCGCAGCAGGCUCGGAAACGGGACAGAUACCUGAGGUCACCGCAUCGGCGGCGCAAGCGCCUACGGCAGGGAAGGAGAAGGCCGGGUCAGCAGCCAAGGCAGCCGAAGACUCGUUCCAGGAGCAAAUACGGAAGACGAUGGACCGCAUGCAGCACUCGUCCUCUACCGCGGAUACCGCCGCUGCGUCGGGCGCUGAUGACCCUCUGGCGCAGCUGCUGAAGGAGAUGGAGGCCGGCAACUUUCCUGGUGCUGAUGGCGGCGGUGACGAGGACUUCAGCAAGAUGCUGUUGGGCAUGAUGGAGCAGUUGACGAACAAGGAGAUCUUGUAUGAGCCGAUGAAGGAGCUGCAUGAUAAGUUCCCGGAGUGGUUAGAGAAGAACAAGGACAAGACAGACAAGGGUGAUCUGGAGCGGUAUGAGGAGCAGCAGAGGUUGGUGAACGAGAUUGUGGGGAAGUUCGAGGAGAAGGGCUACAGUGAUGACAAUGCGGCGCAUAGGGAGUAUAUCGUGGAGCGGAUGCAGAAGAUGCAAGCUGCUGGCUCUCCGCCGCCGGAUCUGGUAGGUGGUAUGAAUGCUGCGCAGGAAGCGCUUGGCGAGCUCGAUUCAGGAUGCCCGACACAAUAA